UGAGAUUGCCUCAGACCCAUCAUCAUUAUUUUCUUCUCCUCAUUCAGAAAAAUCAAUCAAAACCCCAAUUUUCAAGAAUCUCUCUCCCAUCACUUUCUUCAACCCUAAUUCCAAUCCCCCUCCAAUAUUUCUCUUCACCAAAGAGAGAAAAUAAAUAAAUAAAUAAAUCAUGGCAGCUUUUUCAUCAUCAUUUCAGCAUCUCGACGCAUCAUCAUCAUCAGUCUUCCUGUCAAGGCCAAACUCCUCUUCAUCUUCGUCUCCCUCCACCACCAUUAAUAGCAUGUGUGCCCUUUUCCAUGAUCCAAACAAUGCCUUAUCCCAUCAAUUCCACCACCUUCAUCAUGGUACAACACCCUCUUCCUCAAAUAAUAAUAUCAAUGAUUCUCCCCCUUUAAAUGCUGCUGCUGCUACCAACAAGAACAGCAUGGAUUCCUCAAUAUCUGUCGUCACCCACAAAAACCGCCAAACCAAGAAGAGGAAAUCCAAUUCUGCUCAGUCCAAGGAUAUGAGAGAAUUAGUGAAAGGGAAGAAGCAGAAGAAAGUGAAAGAUUGUGAAGAGAAGAAAGAAGGUGAAGAAAAAGGUUAUAUUCAUGUAAGAGCAAGGAGGGGCCAAGCAACUGAUAGCCACAGCCUUGCUGAGAGGGUGAGGAGGGAGAGAAUUAGUGAGAGAAUGAAGCUACUACAAGCUCUUGUUCCUGGUUGUGACAAGGUAACUGGAAAGGCCCUCAUGUUGGAUGAAAUAAUAAACUAUGUCCAAUCACUCCAAAAUCAAGUUGAGUUUCUUUCAAUGAAGCUUGCAUCUGUGAAUCCCAUCUUCUAUGAUUUUGGUAUGGACUUGGAAGCAUUCAUGGUAGGACCUGAUCAUCAGAAUUUAAAUAGCUUGGCAUCACCAUUGCCAGCAGGCAUGCAAGAAUGCAGCCCCACAACAGCCAAUACCUAUCAUGUCUUAGAUAAUUCUGUUAAUUCUCUUCUCUUACACCAAUCCCAAAUUCCAAAUGCUCUACCCCAGGGUGAUAGACAGGUUUUGUGGGAAGUGGAUGAGCAAAGACAGAAAAAUAUUAAUCAGUCAGGAAUCAUCAACAACUUGUUUUCUUUCCCAUUGAUGUAAUUAAAAACCCAACAUCAUCUGUCCUACAACCAUCUGAUGGUUUUGAUCAAAGAAAAAGGAGCAAAGGAUAGUAAUUAAAUCAAAGGCUGGUUAUUCUUGUCUGCGGUAUCAAUUCCUAAUGUGGAGAAGUGGUGAAAGAAAUUCGAAAUCUUGGAGUCAGAAAUCAAUGGAGCCGACCAAAUAUCAGCAAAUCUUUCUCUUUUGAGAUCCUUUGUUUCCAACAAAAUUUCUGCACCCAUAAUUAAGGUUGUGGUGGUUAGAAUUUUAUAGGGGGUUGCUAGUGGUCAAGAAUAUUGUAUUAUUGUUGUAAAAAAGCAGGAAUAUUUUUGGAUAUGUAUUUGGUUGUUAAUUAUUUUAGUGUACUUUUAUUUUUUGUUUUUUCUUUUGUUUUCAUAAGAAAGACUGUUCCGGUGAGUCUGUUAUUACAGUUAAUCUUACAGUUAUGGGUUUCUUUUCUUGCCCAUUUCCUGA
Molecule: messenger RNA, 1579 nt
Organism: Salvia miltiorrhiza (redroot sage)
Lineage: Eukaryota; Viridiplantae; Streptophyta; Magnoliopsida; Lamiales; Lamiaceae
Product: basic helix-loop-helix protein 80-like
Exons: 8
Coding region: 170-1108 (312 amino acids)
Biological process (GO): regulation of DNA-templated transcription
Cellular component (GO): nucleus
Molecular function (GO): DNA-binding transcription factor activity; protein dimerization activity
Source: RefSeq, a predicted model, not a curated record